AUGUCCAGUCUCAGAAUAUGUUCAAAAACGAUACCUAUAUUAUUUGUCAAAGUUAAAUAUUGUAAAUUGAUAUUGAGUAAUAUUAUUUAUUGCAGUUUUCCAUUCAAAAGACCAGACAUUCUCGAAUUAUGGAUAAAGGCAGUUUCUAGUGAGAAUUGGACUCCAACUAAAAGCAGCAAGCUUUGUGGGGAGCAUUUCCUGCCAACAGAUGAUUCAGGCAUACCAGGUACUGCUAGGUUUUUGAAAGCAGAUGCUGUACCCAGUAUAUUUUCAUUUCCUCAGCAUUUGUUACCAAAAAAUGCUGAUUCCCCCAGGAAAAUAAAAAAACUCAUAGGAUGCAUCUGUGGACGUUCAUAA
This is a messenger RNA of Phaedon cochleariae (mustard beetle), 357 nucleotides long. The record is from the annotation of a GenBank genome assembly. Lineage: Eukaryota; Metazoa; Arthropoda; Insecta; Coleoptera; Chrysomelidae.